AUGUCGUCCGAAACUAAUAAAGAUGGAACUGUGAUUUUAUUGGACAAAUCCACCGUAGAAACUUUGUCCGAAACUUCUUUGCAAGCCGAUGAUUUUGAGCAUCAAUCACAGCCUGAAUCGACUAACACAGAAAACAAAAAUUUUUUCAAGGGAUGGAAGAAAACCAUUUUCGUAGAUGAUUCUUCAAAUAUUAAAGUUACUUUUCAUGUUUACUUACCUUCCUUUGAAUUUGUUGAAGGUUAUCCUAUUGUUGUUGGUAAUAUCGAAGAAUUGGGCAAUUGGGAAAAUCCGAUUGUUAAACUAAAACAACAGGAAGGUGAAUAUUUGCACUUUAAAUCUAAUUAUUGGUAUUCAGAUCCAAUUUCCAUACCACUUGAUAGAUUCAAUAAUUAUGAAGUCAAGUACAAAUAUGCGUUCUUCAUCCCGAAGCCAAGAAUUGAGGGAAAAUCAAAAUUUUCUUUAUUUACCAAACCCAAAUCUGAUGAAAAGAAAAAAUACAACGACGAUGAUCCUGAUGAAGGAGAUCUUUAUUCGGAGGAAAAUGAGCAAUUGCGACUUUUGGAAAAAAAAACUGGAUUCAAAUUUGAUAUAGCACAAGUAUUUGUUAUUAAAACCCGGCGCACUGAGUUUCGAUCUCUUAGAGACUUUGUGUUUACGAGUAUUAUCCUUAAUAGUAUAACUUCAGAUAAUUUUAAAGAUAAGAUUAUGGAAUAUCAAGGACUUAUGGAUAACUUUCGUAAUCCUGUAUUGCAUGAAACAGAUAUUGAUUUUAUUAGAAAUUAUAUUCACUUUCGCCAAGAAUCAUUUGGUCGGUUUGGCUUACCAAAUGGGUUUCCUAUAGCUCAAAUUAUUGAUACUUUAGAGAAAUUUCAAUCCGAUCUUUUGCCUGGAGAAUUCUAUGACGCAUUAAACAUAACAAUGACUGCUGCAAUCCGUUUAAACGUAAUCAAUAGAUCUUUUGAUUGGCUAAAGCUUUUCAAAGUUGCUAGUAUUAUCGAUCCACAUUUUAGUUUUAUCGAAGUAAUUCAAGACCUUAAAUAUAGCAAUGAUCGAAUGAAGAAUUUUUUAAUAGAAUAUACAAAAUCCGCAAAAUCUAUCGUAAAUCAAAUUAAGAACUUGUCAAUUUAUUCCAAUAUUGGAAGGUGGUUAUUUUACAAUUGUAACUCCUUCGAAAUUCUUCGUUUUAUUUGGACUGAUAUCAUUGAACACACGACAGAACGCGAUAUUCAACUUAUUAAAUACUUUUGUCUUCGCGUUGAGCAACUUAUUUCAUCAUCACAUGCAACAAGUUUGAAUAAUUAUUAUAGAUCUGGAUCAUAUGAUUCUAACGAUUCAAACUUCAUUUAUGAAAUUUAUUAUUAUUUAUCAAUCAUCUUUCCAAUAGUUGGAAAGCAUGCUAAAAUUUUUAAAGAUUUAUUAGAUGUUGCGGCUGGUCGUGCCAAAAACUGCGCUCUAUCUAAUAUUUCUAAUAUUUUAACUAUUACGCCAGUUAUCUCAACUUUAGAGAAAGAAAUUCAUGAUUCAUAUGGAGAAAUGGUCAAGGAAUUAUUAAAAAAUUACAUAAAUAAAAUUGAUAAUAACGUGAUAAGAUAUUUGUUGCAAGUUUGUGGUUGCAAAAACGAAGUUUUAUUUAUACAAAAUAGCUUAAGCGAAAAUAUUGUCUAUCACGUAAUGACAUAUUUGGAAGCUAAAGAUAAAAUUAUCAAGAAUAAUACAAAUUUAUCGACUGUAAUUUUAAGAUUACUUGAAAAUUAUCGAUUUUGGAGUUUAAUUUUCAACGCAACUGGCCUUGUUGAUAAUUUGUAUUCCCAUCCUUAUGUUAAGCAAGUUCAAGGAUUAAUCUUUAAAUUCGAUGCCGUUAUUAUUAGAGAGGAUAUAACAAUCCGAUCCCUACAAGAAAUUCUUGAAUAUGAUACUGAAGUUUUGUAUCCCUUUCUCAAUUUAUCUGCCGAGAAAGAGAAAAUUAGCGAAGUUCUGGUUAAAAAUCUUCGAAAAAACUACCAUGGAUACAUUUUGAAAAUAGAACAAUUAAGAUCAUUUUAUGAUAAAUUUUGUCCUAUUGAAAAAGUUGAAGACGUUCAAAAUUUUCUUAAUGACAUUAAUAAUCGAAAUAAUAAUCUAGGAAAUCUUACGCUUAAAGAAACUUUGGCUGAUAAUCAUUGGAAUUUUCAUAAAAAAAAUAUAGUUACCGCUAGAAAAGCACAUAAAUGGGCAAAGUCGCAUACAUUCUAUAAUGUUUUUAAUAAUAAAUUGGAAUUGGAAUCAUAUGAAUAUGAAUUAGUAACUGUCGAAUAUAUAGCUCAAACUUUAAUGCCAGCCGUAUUUAUCGAAUAUGAUCAAUUAUGUCAACAAUAUAAAGAAUGGGAAAGUCUUAAAUGUUCAGAAGGAAUCCUUAUAUGGAAAAAUGUGAAAGAUAUCGAAAUAGAAUUAAAUUUGAUAAGUGAUUACAUUCAAACAGAAAAAAGUCCAAAGUUAAUUAAAACACUUGAAUAUCUUUCUUUAGUUCCGACUCAAAUUGAACGACUUCAGCAAUUAUCUAUAGUCGUAGUUAUGUUUAAAAUAACUCACACUAAAGAUGAUUGGCUUGAAAGAAUACAGUUAGUUCUUCGUGACGAUUAUCUUUGGUUAGGAAAAUUAGUGAAUUUCUUUGAAAUAUUUAAUCAACAUUUUGGAUUAAUUAAUGAUGAUUGUUGGGAUUUGAUCAAAGAACUCUCAAAAGCUAGUGAUUUUAUUGUGUUUCUUUAUAAAAUCGCUGAACAUGACAUAAAAAAUUUAUUUAAUUCGGUAGACGAAUCUUCAGAUGAAAGACUUAUACAAGAAGACACAGUUUCUUCUCUCAUUCAAGUCAAACAAUUUUUGCUCCCUUUAUUAAAAUCUGUGGAAAGAUUAUCGCUUAAGAAAUUUUUGAUUGAAAUUAGCAAUAUAACUCAGCAGAAUGCAAAGUUAGGAAGCAAAGUAGCACUUUGUAGUAGCAACAACAUGGCAUUGCAAAAUUUGUAUAACAGUAUUUCAAAUAAAGAAGAAAAUACGAGGGAAAAGAUUAGAAAUGCGGCUAAGAGAGGGACUUACACUUUCGAACGUGAUAUUAAAGGAGAUACGUGUAAAGUUACUUUGUCUUAUUCUACAUUUACUAGGGGAACUACUAAACCUUCUUACUCCUUGACCGAUUUACACGAUUUGCGUGAACGUGCGCUCUUGAUAUCAAAACCUUCAGUGUCUGUUGAUAUUGCAACUAAUCACGCUCCCGGAUUAGAAGUUGAACAGAAAGUUUCUAAACCUAUUAUGGACGAAUUCGUUAUUCAAGUAGAUAUGUCACAAGAAAUUAUCAACCUUUCUUCGAAGCUUUUUCAAACAGGUCACUUUUAUUAUCGUAAAUUUAAGCGAGAAAUCAAAGGUACCGAGAAUAUGCAACAUACAGUAAUUGAAUUAAAAGAGCACUUAAAAGAAUGGGAAGCAAUUGUGAAUGAAGCCCAAGAGGAAUAUUAUUAUUUAACAUUUUUCCCGGCUCGACAUAUUUUGUCAUUCCUUGAUUAUUUUAGCGUUGAAAGUAAAACAAAUGACAAAGCAAAUACUGAAGAAUGUAAAAAAUUGAUCCGAUUUGUCAAUAGUAAAGCUAAAUUACCUCCAAAAGACAAAAUUACAAUUAAUUUGGAAGGAAAUAAAUAUGAUGAUACUUUUGGAAAAAUUGGAACAAUCUUACAAGAAAUAUUUACAACAGUUCCCAAAGAAGAACGUCAAGUCAAGAAUAUUAAAGAGCGUGUAAUUUCAGAUGUAGUUUAUCCUGGAAAAUUAUUUGUUGCUGCAUGUACUGAUAAAUUCCUUGUUCCAAACAUUAUAAUGUCAUUAUACGUGAACCAUGAAUGUCAUCCUUUACCAUGGCAAAUAUUAAUAUGUACAGCUUCUACAACUAUGGAAGAACUCGCAAUUUUCAUUAAAAGAUGUUUCUUUGCAAAUAAAAAUGGAUACAAAGGAACCUUAUUCUGUCUUGCUAACUUGGAGUUAUUAGAUUUUGAAUUACAAUAUAAUUUAGUUAAUCUCAUUAUGUCUAUGUGUGAAUAUAAUGAUAAAUUUCUACUAGCACUAAUUUGUUAUCGUGAACAAGAACUACUUCAUCAUAUUUUAGAUCAAUUUUCUCAAGACGUUCAUGCAACAAAUGGAUUAAGUGGUGAAGCAAUGAAAACCCUUUAUCUUGAAUUAUGUCCAAAUGUCAUGAGCAUUUCUUCAGAAUUGUCUGGACAGGGUAAAACUGAAUAUAUUAGACAAUAUAGUUUUUCAAAAAAUUUAACACCAAAAACUUUUCUUAUUAGUGAUGGAAUUGAUUUCGGAACGCUUGUUCAUAGACUUAAAGAAUUUAAUUUGCUACCAUUUGAAAGUGUGCAUUUUAAUAUUAUAUCUGCUGAUCGCCCCGGGGACGUUAAUUUGUUAUUAUUUGAACUUUUAACCUUAGGAGUUGUAUUUUGUAAUAUGGAUAUCGCAUUUCUUCCAAACACUUUUAUAUUUAUUGAGAAUAAUAAGGAUAUAAAAGACGAAAGAGAAAUUUCAUCAUUUAGAUUUGUCGAAAUAUUUGUUAACGUAUUUGCUGAUCAGUUAGUUAGACUAUCAUUAAGUUCUUAUUUCAAAGUUGAAAAUUUAAAACUUAUGGUGGAUGAAAAAAAUAUACGUAGUACACUCGUUCAAACAUUAUUAAGCGUAUCAAAAGAUUUUGCCACUAAAUCUAUUGCAACUAAAACAGCACAAAAAGAAAAUAUUUCAACUCCUGAUAAUGAAAAUGCUGCUCUCGGUACCAUAGUACAGUGGGAUGAUUCAAAUCAUUUGUUGGUAUUUUUCUUAUCUCAAACACCAGAUUCGAUCUGCGCAUUAUACAGAGACAAGGAAAAAGUUCCAAAAAAUGUGAAAACUUUAUUACAAAGUCAAUAUAUUGGAGAUAAGAAACUUUGGGAUUUAGAUGACUAUCGUAAUAUGAAUUCUAAAGAUUUAUUAUCCACUUUGGAAAAUUUAGCAAGAAAAACUAUGCAUAUAAUUGAUUACCCUCAAUAUGCUCUUUCUGCCGAUAAUUUAAUUAAAAUGGCUCUUAUUCUCUUAAGAGCUCGUGCUAAUAUUCCUGUAAUUGUAUGCGGUGAAGCUGGAUGUGGAAAAACAAGUUUAAUAGGAUUUUUAUCUAAAGUUGUUGAAGUAAAAUUUCGUGCAUUAAAUCUUCAUGCUGGUAUUACGGAAGAAACUAUUUUAUUUUUUAUGGGAGAAUCUCUAAAAGAAGCCGAUAAAGGAGAAAUUUGGUUAUUCUUUGAUGAAAUUAAUACAUGUAAUCAUAUUGGAUUACUAGCUGAUUUGAUCGCUCACAGAAUGUUAAAUGGAAAACCAAUUCAUCACAAUAUUCGACUUUUUGCAGCAUGUAAUCCAUAUCGUAUACGUACCAAAGCAGCAACAGAAGCAGGAUUACUAAAACCUAAAGAUUCACGAUUUGAAGAAAAAAGUAAACUUGUUUAUCAAGUUAAUCCAUUACCUGAUCAAAUAUUAGAUUAUGUUUGGGAUUAUGGCAUUCUUAAACCUGUAGAAGAAGCAAAAUAUAUUGAAAUAAUGGUAAAAGAACUACUUAAAGAUCUUGGUCAUAAAGUAUUAUCGGAAUGUUUAUUUUUUUCUCAAGAUUUUAUAAGAAGAACUGAAGAAUCCUAUAGCGUUAGUUUACGUGAUGUUAAGCGUGCUAUUAAGCUUGUUAAAUUCUUUAUUAAUAGUUUAAAAGAUCGACCUCCGAUUAAGAAAUAUGGAAAAAUUAUAAAAUAUCCUGUACCUAGUGACAUUACAAAUAAUGUACGUUCUUAUAUACUUGCAUUAGGAUUAUGUUAUCAAUCAAGGCUAUACGAACAGCAAUUAAGAAAAGAAUAUAGAAGAAGGAUGAGCGAAAUUUUCAAGAAGCAUAAAUUUAAUAUUACUGAAGAGAGAUUUGACAGAAUUAUAAGAGAAGAACAGGAAAAUUAUAUUGACAGAAUGCAAUGUCCGCCCAAUACGGCAAAGAAUGAAGCUUUACUAGAAAACGUAUUAGUUAUGAUUGUAUGCAUUUUUACCAAAAUACCUUGCUUUAUAAUUGGAGCACCUGGGUCAUCAAAAUCCUUAGCUGUUAGACUUAUAAAUCAAAAUCUUCGAGGAGUAGAUUCAAAUGAUGAAUAUUUUAGAAGCUUACUUCAAGUAUAUUUAAUUCCACAUCAAGGUUCAUCAUCUUCAACUUCUGAAGGUAUUCACAAAGUAUUUGAAAAAGCAGUGAAUUAUCAAAAAACAAGUUCUGACGAAUUUCCUCUUCUCAGUGUCGUAUUACUUGAUGUGGUGGGAUUGGCUGAAACCAGUCCGUUUAACCCAUUAAAAGUAUUACAUUCACUACUUGAACCGAGUUAUCCUAAUACUGAACCAGCGGUUUCUUGUGUAGCUAUUUCGAAUUGGAGAUUAGAUAAUAGUAAAAGUAGUAUAGCAUUAUUAGUUCAAAGACCUAAAUUUGAAUUAAAUGAUUUAACAGAAACAGCGUCACGAUUACUUAUAAAAAAUGAGAAUUCACCAAUAAAAAAGGCAUCAUUGCAAUUAUUAGCACAAUCAUAUUUAAUUUACGAACAAAGAGGACAAAAAUUAUCUAAUUUUCAUGGAUUAAGAGAUUACUAUUCUUUAGUAAAAAGUUUAUCACAAUAUAAUAGUUUAACACCGGAAAAUAUACAUUUGGCAUUAACGAGAAAUUUUGGAGGUAUAGGCAAUAUUGAAGAAUUAGUGAAAGAUUAUUUCGGUUUAGUAAUAAAAAAUUUUAAUUCAUCAAAGGAAUAUGACUAUAAACCUAUACCAAUUUGGGAUUUAAUUAAUGCGAAUCUAGAAGAUAAAGAUGCGAGACAUUUAAUGGUUAUAGGUAAAAGUGAUAGCAUUGUUAACUUAUUAAAUUAUCAACUAAGAAAAAAGGGUCUAGAUCCUGUCGUAAUACUUGGAUCCCAAUUUCCUGAAGAUCAAGAUGAUUAUUCUUAUAGUGUUUUAAACAGAAUUAUGAUGUGCGUCGAAACCGGUAGACCAUUAAUUUUAACAGAUUUAGAAAUUAUUUAUGGAAGUUUAUACGAUUUAUGGAACCAAAAUUACAUUGUUGUUGGUAGCGAAGAAGAUCCAAAAUUUUAUGCUAGAGUAGCACUUGGAGCAUAUUCAAAUCCAUUAUUGUAUGUAGCUCCAACAUUUAGGUGUAUAUUAGUGAUGGACGAAAGUAAAUUAGAAAAAGCCGAUCCACCAUUACUCAAUAGAUUUGAAAAACAGAGAAUGACCAUGAAUGAUGCGUUAAUGCCGCAAGAACAAGAUUUGGUGGAAACUCUUAAAGAUUGGGCAGAGUCAAUUUCUACCGUUAAGUUAAGAGGAUUUAAACAAGAAGAUUUAUUUAUUGGAUUCGACAAGAAUGAAACUUUACAAAGUUUGGUUAUCGACGUGAAAAAGAGCUUUCCUGAAGCGGAUGAGGGGGAGGUAUUGAUUAAAUGUAAGGAAAAAUUAAUUAAUAUUGCGUCAUCUGAUGGUAUGAUUAGAGCCGAACAAUCAAAUUUACAUUUAGAAGAAGUUAGAUAUUGGAAAAAUGUUUAUUUCAACAAUCAGCAUCAUAAUAAUUUAAUCGAUCAUAUUCAAUAUCGACUUAAAAAUUUCGUUCACGAAGAAAAUACUCCUAUUCAAGAAGAAAUCGUUAACGAUGAAGGGUUACAAAUUAUAAUCAAUACGUUUUCAAAUAUUAAUACAGAUGUUAAAACAUGUUUACAAAAUCAAAUUAGUUGUCAAGUAGAUAAAUUAUCAACAUUCAAAACCGAAUCACAAUUUCAAAAUAGAAUUAAAUAUUUCUGGACUGAAUCUCAAGAUGAAAUGUUAAUAUUGCAAUGUGAUGUCACUACGAUUAAUGCAGGUUGUAUUAAAUUAGCAAAAUUUUUGAUUGAACAAUUUCGUAAUGAAUACUUUCAGAAAAAGAGACGACAAUUACAACUAUCAUCAUCGAAACAUAAAGAUAUGCAGCAGCUUCCUAUUAAACAUGUGUGUAUUAUCUUACAUAUUCAUAGAGAAUUAUUAAGUUCUUCUUCGUCAUUUUAUUUCAUGUGCGGAUGGGACAAAAUUACAAUAGAAACCUUAUUACCGCAAGAAAGGAAUUUAUCAACACUUUUGAAUGAAAGUUUAUCAGAUUUAAUAUUAAGCAGCACAUAUCCAUUUGAAGUAAUCCUAAAACAAGAAUUAUUAUGGUGUUUAUUAUGUAUAAAAUAUCCUUCCAACAUCAAAUCAGUAGAACAUAUUAAGAUGCUUAAUGAAAAAAUUUGUGAAAAUCCUAUAUUGGUUAAUUUUUUAAAGACCAGAACUUUAGAAUGGUUAAUAGAAAAUCCUAAUGAUACGAAUUGGCAAUAUAAAAUAGCAUCUAAUAAGAAAUUAUUAUACCCUUAUUCUUCCUUUGUUAACGCACUCUUGGCUCAUAUUAGGAGUGUUGUACGUAAACCUAUCGCAAAAUGGUUAUAUGCUCUCGAGAAAUAUGCGGUAAUUCAUACUAUAAUUUUCUUGUAUAAUAAAAGCCUCACUACAAAAGGUCCCGCAGAAUUCAUGAUGGAAGGUGUGGAAGAUUAUGAUGAAACCGAAAAAAUUAUAAUUGACGAUGAUGCUUAUUUAUUAGAAUUUUGGAAUAAAAUGGUUGACGAUAAAAAUAUAAUUUCAAUAGAGGAAUUAAUAGGUGAUCCAUCACCAGAUAGUUAUAAAAUGCCACAUGGGAUAUAUGAAUUAGAAUUUCCAUUUUCAUAUUAUAUAAUGAAAAAAAUCGAUGAUUCAAGAAGAGUAUAUGAAGAAGAAUUAUCAUCAUUAUUUAAUGAUGCAGAUAAUGUUGAUAAAACAACGGGAAAAUUAUAUUCUUACAAAAUAGAAGAAUACAAUAAGAAAUUUAUUAAAAACAUUGGAGAAAUUCCUAUAAUUAAAAAUUCUCCUAUCGUUAAUUAUCCUGAAAAUUAUUUCAAAGAUUUUUUUAACUUUAUAUUAUCUAAUGAAGUUAGUAGUAGUAGUGAAGUAUUAGAAAAGGAUACCCAAAUUAGUCCUCACGUUAUUAAACAAUUUGAUACUGAGACUGAUGAAAAUAAAUUAUUGGAAAUAGAAUUUGAAAAAUACCUCGUUGAACAAGUAAUCAGAGAUCUUUUAAAUAGAAUCAAUUAUCUGAAAGAAGAAGAAAAGAAAAGAUGUGGAGAUAGGUUAAUAAUUGAAAGAUGGCAAUAUGAAGUGACAAAAGUAAUAUCACUAUGUGAAAAGAUCAAUGCCACUUCUGAAUUAUAUUCAUUACGCUUACUUAGAAUUUGUAAUGAUUUAUUGAUUGCAAAAUCGAUCCCAUUAGAUGAUAUGAAACAAAUUAUUAGAUACGCUCAACAAAAUAUGAUUUCUUCUGAUGAAGUUAUUUCAAAAGAGUUUAUUGACGUUGUUAUGACUAUAUUAAUUAAACUUGAGCCUAAUGAAAAGAAUUUAAUUCCGAGACGUCUAUUUAUUUUAAGAUGUCUUGAUAUACUUGCUUUAACAUCACCAGUUAGACAAUUUCUUUAUCAAGGAUUAUUUACUCUUCAGCCAUUUCCACUUAUGGGAGCAAUUAUAAUACGCAUCUUUAAGACUGAAGAAAAAGAACAUCCAAAUUUUAUAUUACAACUUAUUCGACAACCAAAUCAAAUCUUGGGAUAUUCGGAAAGACUUAAUAUCAUCAACAGAUGCUUUGAUAUUAAUAAAUUAAAUACAAUGAUGACUACGUUAACAUGUGAUACUUUUCAACAAGAAUUCUUUUCAAAAUUGGAUUUAACUACUUUAGUUAAUUGUUUUAAUUCAGCAAUCGGCGCAUUAUACAACAACAAUAUCCAACCAUUACAACGUAUCGCUUCAAUUGCAUUACUUAAAGAGUUCGCCAAAAAAUUCUGGGAUCUUUUAAUUGAGAAUAAAAAAGAUUAUAUUAAACCCCUUACAUACAAAUUAUGUGAUGUAAUAGAUUUCGAUGGUGCAUCAUUAGUAGAACAAUUGAAUACAACAAUGAAAUUAGUCCAUCCAUUAAUUAAUGCAUUUAAAUUAUAUCUUUUAAGAGAAUUACGUAUUAACAAAGAAUUUUCCACUGAUGAUAUUAAGAAAUUCUGUGAAGCUCAAUCAAAUUUAAAUUGGUUUAGUAAUCUUGACUUGGACGAUAAAGAUGAAUGUAGAUUACCAUUUAACCCUUAUUGGGCUAUUUCAGAUUAUGAAAAUGUUCAAAAUACUUUUGUAUUAACGUGUCAGUCAGAUAUUGAAAGUUUAGUUUUUAAUGCUAUUGCGGCAAGAGAUAACGUAUCAAGAUAUUCUUGUAAAUGUGGUUAUAAAUAUUUAAUUGGCGAAUGUGGUAAAGCAAUGGCUACAAGUAAAUGUCCUGAAUGUAAAAGAGUAAUUGGAGGAAGUAAUUUUGUUUCAGCUACUGGUAAUAUAAGAAUUGAUUCAGCAAAUCGAAACGCAUUUGAAUCAAAUGAUCAUAAAGCUCCUUCUCAAGCUGUUACUGCAUUAAUUCAACAACAUAAUAAGAAUUAUACUAAUGCAGUAGAUUAUUGUAUGGAACAUAUCAAAAAUGAUUGGGAAGUUUUAAAUAGAAUUCUUAAUUGUUCUGAUGAAAUUUUAGCUUUAACAUUUCACUCAAUUAUAAUGGCCCUUACUAAUAAUCCUCCAACUUAUAAUUCAAAACUUGAUACUCCUUAUGAUAGAGAUCAAUGGGAAAUAAAUUUUACUCAUAUAUACGUACUUCCAUUUACUCGUAAUAUAAAUGAAUCAUCUGCUCAAUUUCGUGCUCAAAUAGAACAAAAUAUGAAAAAAGAUGAUGUUAAAAAAUCUUUAUUAGAUGAACAGAUCAAUCAAACUAAUUCAAUGGAUGAAAAAUAUUGUAAUGAAAUUUUACCUUCUUUAUGGAGAAUAAUUUGUAAAAUUGAUUUUAAUAGUUUUAGAGCUUAUUAUAUUUCUGAACCAAAAAAUAUUAGAAAAUAUCCUUUCCUCAACAUUUUCUUUAAAUAUUUCGAAUAUUUACCCUUUAUUAAAUAUCUUUACCCUAUGGUUAAAUUCAUUCAAAUGUUAAAUAAUAAAUUAGGUUAUAAAUUAUUAAGAGAUGAUGCUAAAAAAACAACCUUUAGAAUGUUUAUCGAAAGUGAAGGUGAUAAAGAGGCUUACUAUGCACUUUGUAAAUCUUUUAACGAAUUUCAAGUAGCUUAUAAUUUUAUGAUUAACAAAGUUAAAAGAUAUCAAUGUCAUGAUUUACCUUUAAUUAAACCACAAAUUACUGAUAAAUUUAGUAUUAUAUAUGGAUUAAUAGAAGGGAAAGAUGAAGGAAUUUAUCUUUGUGCUAUAUUAGAAUAUUUAAUUAAUAUUCAAAAUACUUUUUUGGGAAAAAUAAUGUCAAUACCACCUGAAUCUUGUGAUUCUCUUGGAUUCUUACAAUCUCCUUCUUGGGAUGAUACCACUUCUACAAUUGAUGAUUCUCCUUACUUUAUUAGAACUAUGAGUGUUGAUCAUGCAAUUGAAGAUAAUUUUAUUAUUUAUGAAUGGAAUGAUGAAAUUCUUCAAUAUUCUCAAAGAAAUUUAGGUUUAGGAAAAGGUCAAGAUAUUAUUUAUGAUUUACAACGUAUUGAAAGUGAAUUGGCCAAUAUUUUAGUUCAAAAUAAAGUUUAUUUUGAAGUUGGUAAUGAACAAUUAGUAUUAGAACCUUUCCCUUAUCAUUUAGAAUUAUUCUCAUCUUCUAUGCGUAUACUUGGUGAUAUUAAAUCUGUAAUUCCUCAAGAUUCAAUUCCUUCUGAUAAAUUAUCACUUAUAAUCGGUCAAAACGCUAUUACCUCUUAUAUGUCACUUUCAACAUUUUCUUCAACCUUAGCUUCAAAGAAUAAUAAUUCUUCUGAAUUACUUUCUUUAUUAGAAAUUUUACUUUGUUUCAUAAAAAGAACAUCAGUUGGUAAUGGAGAAUUAAGUUUAAUUGAAUUUAUAAAUCAAUGGGUUCAAUUAUCUUCAUUAACAGAAGAUUCAAGAUUCGAAACUAUUUUAUCUUUUAAUCUUCAAUUAAAACAUAUUGUAUCACUUUAUGAAAUUAUUGAAGAACAAGUAGCCGAUAUUAUGAUUCAAUUCGUUGAUAAGAAAUAUAAAAAAGCUUUAAAUGAAGAAAUGGAAGAAGAGAUUGAUAAUGCUAUUGAUUAUGAAAAUGGAAAUAAAGAAAAAAUUCCUGUAGAUUCAUUCAUAAUUGCCAUGAAAAGAUUUAUUCAAAGAGUAUUACAAAUUGAAAAUGAUAAAGAAAAUCAUAGACUCUAUGAUUAUUUUACUGAUAUGUCUCUUAAUCUUUGGAAUAAUAAUGUAAUAGAAGAAAUUUUAGAUGAUAAAUUUCCUAAUACUCUUUUGGUAGCCAAUUCUUUUACUGCUUAUGAAUACAUUAUGCAGAAAAAAGAGACAUUCAAACCUAAACAAUUUUACUCGAGUGGAAUGAAUACCAAUUCAAUUUCAAUAGAUACACAAAUGAUCGCACCUUCAAAUGCUACAUUCACAAGUCCAACUCAACCUACUAGAACGAGAAAUAAAGGAAAGAAAGUUAUCGGUAAAUUUGAUGAUAUGUAA
This is a messenger RNA of Rhizophagus irregularis DAOM 181602=DAOM 197198, 12585 nucleotides long. The record is from RefSeq and is a predicted model, not a curated record. NCBI's taxonomy places the organism in Eukaryota, Fungi, Glomeromycota, Glomeromycetes, Glomerales, Glomeraceae.